Messenger RNA from Bombina bombina (fire-bellied toad), 2589 nucleotides. It is a transcript of the gene DCLRE1C, whose product is annotated as DNA cross-link repair 1C. NCBI's taxonomy places the organism in Eukaryota, Metazoa, Chordata, Amphibia, Anura, Bombinatoridae. The coding region runs from base 30 to 2117 and encodes 695 amino acids. Gene Ontology annotation, biological process: interstrand cross-link repair; double-strand break repair via nonhomologous end joining; protection from non-homologous end joining at telomere. Gene Ontology annotation, molecular function: damaged DNA binding; 5'-3' DNA exonuclease activity. The transcript has 14 exons. The record is from RefSeq and is a predicted model, not a curated record.
GGUAAAGGCUGUGAGGGUCUGCGGGCGACAUGAGCUCCUUCCCUGGACGCAUGAAAGAGUAUCCCAGCAUAUCUAUAGACAGGUUUGACAGGGAGAAUCUGUCUGCCAAGGCUUACUUCCUGUCUCAUUGUCACAAGGAUCACAUGAAAGGGCUCCGGGCUCCUCUGUUAAAACGAAGACUAGAGUGCAGCCUGAAAGUCAAUCUGUAUUGUUCCCCAGUCACAAAGGAACUGCUGCUAACAAAUCCAAAAUAUGCAUUCUGGGAAAAUCGUAUAGUAGCUAUAGAGGUGGAUAAUCCAACUCAGAUUUCUUUGGUUGAUGAAGCUACAGGGGAUAAAGAAGACAUUGUUAUCACUCUUCUUCCAGCGGGUCACUGCCCAGGAUCUGUAAUGUUUUUGUUUCAGGGACAGGGUGGGACGGUGCUUUACACAGGGGACUUCAGACUGGCGCAGGGGGAAGUGGCGCGUAUGGAGCUGUUGCACUCAGGAAACAGGGUUAAAGACAUUGACAGCGUUUAUUUGGACACCACAUUCUGUGAUCCUAAGUUUUAUCAGAUUCCCAGCAGGGAAGAAUGUUUGGUUGGAAUCCUGGAGCUAGUGCGCAGCUGGAUCAGACUCGGUCCUCACCAUGUGGUUUGGCUAAACUGCAAAGCAGCUUAUGGAUAUGAGUAUUUGUUUACAAACCUCAGUGAGGAAUUGGGAGUAAAGGUCCAUGUGAAUAAGCUAGAUAUGUUUAAGAAAAUGCCUGAUAUCCUUUAUCAUGUAACAACUGAUCGACGGACACAGAUUCACGCUUGUCGGCACCCUUUGAAUGAAGCUUUCCUGCGGGGGAACCGGUUGCCUUGCGGUAUGCAUUCAGGCGAUGGCACUUCUCUGCGUGUAAUCAGCAUUAAACCAUCAACCAUGUGGUUUGGGGAGAGGACUCGGAAAACCAACGUAAUAGUGAGAACCGGUGAGAGUUCGUAUCGGGCGUGCUUCUCAUUCCACUCCUCCUAUAAUGAGAUUAAGGACUUUCUGAGUUACAUCAAACCCCUGUCUGUUUAUCCCAAUGUGAUUCCUGUUGGACGAACGGUGGAAUAUGUGGAAGAAAUCCUGAAACCUCUCUGUAGGUCAGACUCUGGAGCUUCAGUGGUAAAGUAUAAGCCCCUGGGAACCCUAAAGAGAGCGAGAAACACGACCAUGCUAGAGUCAGAUGAGGACGUUGCUGAUGAACUUUUUGAUGAUUACCUAUUAAACCACCUGAAGCACAAGAUUUCCAGGGAUUACAAAUGGAAGUCAGAGCUAAAUGGUGAUGAAAUUCUACCUGCAGAUCAGGAAAUAGUUGGUGGACCCAUGGUGGACCACAAAGAAAUACCAGUGCGUGGCAACAUUAGAGUAGAUUAUGUGGACUGUGAAGAAUCAAAUGGGGAGGAUGAGGAAGAGGAUGAAGAUGUUACUGAAGAAGUGAUGACCCCAAACCUUAAACAUUAUGUGCCUAGCCUAAAUCCUCUCCUGGCAACACCAGAUGUAAUUUUGAAAAACAAAGACAACGUUCCUCAUACAGUGUCUGAACCUAAUGAUACUGCUGUGCCAGAGUGGGGAGCUUUCUUCUGCAAUCACGCAGAUGACAUCUCGGAUACUGAGGAGUGUAUCCCAGCUCCUGGGGUUUGCAAAAGUUCUCAGUCACCAAAACUGUACAGUGAUUCUGAUGACUCAACCCAUAUUUCCUCAUUGAAUUCAUCCCAGUCAACGCACAUCUCGGAACAAGGCAGUCAAGGGUGGGAUAACCAAGCCGACACAGUCAUGUUGACCACUCAGGAACGAAAAGAAACUGAUGCUGGGCUUUUAAAUAGGCACCAUUUAACAGUUGUUGCCAGACCUGCAGCCAAGCCUAAUGAAUCUCAGAGCAGGAAAACCAGUGACCAAGCAGAAGAAACAACACACAUUCUAGAUAAGGGAGAAUGUGCAUUUAUUGCUCACAUUGGUGAUGGUGCAUCACUUAAGACCGACUCACAGAGCUCCUCGGACUUUGAAAUUCCUUCUACUCCUGGGUGUGAACAACCAAAUCCAGACAAGCUGCAGUUUUUGUAUGAGAGGCUUGCAACAGGAAAAUCUAUCAUGACGGAUAAUCAAGAUUAGCUGCUUUUUACAUUCACUAACUUAAAGGGACAUGAAACCCAUAUCUUCUUUUAUUAUUCAGAUAGAGUGUACAGCUUUAUGAAAGUCUCCAAUUUAAUUCUAUUUUCAAAUGUACUUGGUUCAAAUUAAGAGAAUACCUAGGUAGGUAGCGUGCACGUGUCUGGAGAACAAUAUGACAGCAGUGUUUAAUUAAUGUGUAAAGUUGUUUAAAAGCAAUUUUGCAAAACUGCUGCCUUUUAGUUCUCUAGACACAUGCUCUCUCCUGAGCCUACCUAUCCGAUUUUCAACAAAGGAUACCAAUAGAACCAAAUAAAUUUGAUUAUAGAAGUGAAUUGCAAACUUUCUUAAAAUGAUAUACUGCAUCUGAAUAAUGAAAUAAACAUUAGGUUUUUCAUUUCUCUUUAAUUUGUAAUACAUUUUCUAUAGGAAAUUAACAGGAUUUUCACUGUACCACAAACAUUUAAUAGUGAUA